AUGUCAGAUGAAAAAGGCUCAUUGGAAAAUCUCCCAAUCUAUUCAUUCCUCUUUCCAAACGAAAAAGGGUCUAGUUUAUAUAAUGCUUACGAUCGGGAUGAGGUAGAAGAUAAAUUAGUUAUCAAAAUUGACCAAGAUGAUGACCAUGCCCCCAAAUUUUCUGUUGCCGAUGACAUUUCAGAAGUAUAUGGCUUACCUAGGAUUCAUGAAUGUAUUAACGGUCAAAAACCUUUAAGAGCCGUGAUUGACAUUGAUGCGUCGAAAAAGGAUAUGGAAAUAGCUGAUGUCAAGGGACAAGAAGUGUUCAUUCGAAUCUGUUGCUCUUUCAUAAGAGCUUUGUACCGAAUUCUUGACUGUGGUUGGAAAGAUAUUCUCAGAGGAUUGGUAAUCGCUACAUCAUCGGACCAUAGCAAGUGUAGCUACCAUAUUUUAUACGCGCCGGCUCUUCUUAUUGACCAUCAUGAACUCAAAGCAUUUACUGAAUUAGUAUAUACCAUAACCGGUGAAAAAUAUGGUCAGUUUAUUGAUCAGAAAUUACCUGGUCACAAUUUUAACCUUCGCUUAAUUGGUUCGGCAAAAAAAGGUCGUGUGAAACGCAUUCUUCAAUUCUCUCUAGAUAAUGGCUGGAAUGAGCUCGAUCACGUUAGAGUCCAACCACCUACUAGCUUAGGUCUCGAAGUAAGACCUCGUAUGCUUAGCGUAGAAAAAAAUAAUAGUUCACUAAAGAUAAUCGUAGGUCAUGAUAUAUUACAAAAAUGCGCGGACCUUGUUUUGCAAAAAUAUUUUAAUUAUCUUAGAGAUUGUACUAUUGAAGAAAAAGACUCAGAAAACUUCGUAUAUUUUAACCGGAAAGUUCCACUGGAAUGUCCACUAUGUAAUCGUAUACAUGACAAGGAUCAGCGGUGGUUCGGUCAUGUAUCUGCUAGUGGUACAUUCAUUGUGAAAUGUUUUCGGCAAAAUAGUAAUGAACCUGGGGUAGUUUUCGAAUGCGACCCAUCUAUUGCGGAAAAAAUUCAGCAAAAAAAUAAAAAUAUAUCUUCAGCGCCUAGCAAGAUAAAAGGCCCAGGAUUUCCUAAAGCCUUCGUAAAAAUGCCACCCUGGGUUAAGUGUAAUGAAACCUUUACAGCGACAGAAAUAUAUGAGGAGAGAUAUGUAAGACCAUUACCCAAUGAAGGUGAUAUCUAUGUUGGAUCACCUUGGGAGACAGGAAAAACAUAUGUUCUAGAGCAUCUUACUAUAUCUGACGACGUGAAUUUGCUAGUAUUAUCCACGCGUCACUCCUAUUCGAAUGCAGUUACUACCAGACUUAAUCUCAAAUCAUAUUGUGAUAUCGAUGGUAAUAUAAAUUUACCUGAUCAUAAGAGGGUAGUGUGUCAGAUAGAAAGCUUACAUCGGAUUACUAAUAAUUGCAAAUGUAAUAAAAAAUGCAAAUGUCUUCCAAUCCAAUAUGACUUGUGGCUUGAUGAAAUAGUGUCUAUAAUUGCUCAAGCACAAAGUCAUUUGGCAGGUCAAUCGAUAGAGAAGUUAUAUAAAUUGAUCCAAGACGCGAGACGCAUUAUUGUAAUGGAUAAUGACCUAACUGACCUUAACAUUGAAUGGAUUAAGGCCCUUCGUAAGAAUAUACCUCUCUCUAUUAUCCACAAUACUUACCAGCAUCAGAAAGGUAAGACAUUCCGCUUGGCUUCUAAUAAAGAAACAGUAUUAGCUGAACUUUGGGAAUGGGCUAAGCAAAUGUCUUUAUUACCUUUUGAGAAUCGGACAAGCGUAUUGCUUAUCUAUCACCUUAGAAAAGAUGUGCAAGGAAUUAUUCGUGCUCUCAAGACCGAUUUUCCAGAAUUGAGGAUCAAGGAAUAUCAUGAUAAAUCCGAUCCAGUAGAAAAGGCUCAUAACUUCAGUAACGUAGAAGAGUCAUGGAAAGACGUAGACUUAGUUGCCUAUACAAGCACUUUAAAAAUAGGAGUAUCCUGCACUAAUCCUAAGUUCGAACGGGCAUUCUGUCUUUUUAAUAGCUACAUAGAAACAAAUGCCGGGACGAAUCAGAUGUUAUUUCACAUGCGAUGUAUUAAGGAUUAUAUAUGUCAUAUUGAGCAGAGAUCUUCUAACGUCCCCAUCACAGAGAAAGAUAUAGAUUCUAUCAUCCGGAAUAAGGACGUACCAACUGUUCGUUUAUGGACGGCCUAUAUGUUAGAAAGAUUUCAACCCACUCCUAAGUCUGAAGAAAACGCUGUAUCACUAUCUCAAGCCGUGAAGGCGAAUUCCUCUAUCAUUAAAGCAGAGGAGAUAUCAGAUGUAUCCAAUGCUACUAUUGUCGAUCGUGAGACUGCCGAAUUUCUAGAGAACAAGCCAAGAAAAACUUUAGAAGAAAUGCGGUCUCUAGACCGGCACCAUAUCGUAGAAUGUUAUGAGAUUUCGCCUGAAUUAUUGACCGAAAAUUUCAUUUCGAAGUAUGGGGGAUAUAAUCAUAUGAGAUGGUUCAGAGCUUAUAGGCAGUUACGAGAUGCUGGUCAAGACCCCUAUCCUCAUCAUCCGACUCAGAAACUGGAGCUUCAUAGAUUCUGGGUUGAAGGAGACUAG
Funneliformis geosporum is the source of this 2574-nucleotide messenger RNA. The record is from the annotation of a GenBank genome assembly. Lineage: Eukaryota; Fungi; Glomeromycota; Glomeromycetes; Glomerales; Glomeraceae.